GCCGGGGCCGUACGACGUCCGCACUAUGGAAGAGGAGAAGUACUUGCCUGAGCUGAUGGCAGAGAGAGACAGCCUGGACCCGUCCUUCGUGCACGCCUCGCGCCUGCUGGCCGAAGAAAUUGAAAAAUUUCAAGGUCCUGAUGGAAAAAAUGAAGAUGAAGAAGAGAAAUAUCUUGAUGUCAUCAGCAACAAAAAUAUAAAGCUCUCAGAAAGGGUAUUGAUUCCUGUCAAACAGUAUCCAAAGUUCAAUUUUGUGGGCAAAUUGCUCGGGCCGAGAGGAAACUCCUUGAAGAGGCUACAGGAAGAAACAGGUGCUAAAAUGUCUAUCCUGGGCAAAGGAUCAAUGAGAGAUAAAGCAAAGGAAGAAGAAUUAAGAAAAAGUGGGGAAGCCAAGUAUGCCCACUUGAGUGAUGAACUUCAUGUAUUAAUUGAAGUGUUUGCUCCACCGGGGGAGGCUUAUUCACGUAUGAGUCAUGCUUUAGAAGAGAUUAAAAAAUUUCUGGUUCCCGACUAUAAUGAUGAAAUUCGUCAGGAACAACUACGUGAAUUAUCUUACUUAAAUGGCUCAGAGGACUCUGGUCGUGGCAGAGGUGUUAGAGGCAGAGGGAUAAGAAUAGCUCCCACAGCUCCAUCAAGGGGACGUGGGGGAGCCAUUCCUCCUCCCCCACCACCUGGACGAGGCAUUCUCACCCCUCGAGGGACCACUGUGAUCCGUGGUGCUCUUCCAGCGCCCCCUAUAGCGAGAGGCGUUCCUACCCCACCAGCCCGGGGGUCACCCACCAUGCCAGGAUACAGGGCACCCCCUCUGCCAGCCCACAAGGGGUAUGAAGAGUAUGGUUAUGAUGAUGGCUAUGGGGGUGAAUAUGAUGAUGAAAUCUAUGAGACUUAUGGCAAUAGCUAUCCCAUCCAAGCACAAAGUGUUCCUGAAUACUAUGACUAUGGUCAUGGAGUAAGUGAGGAUGCCUAUGACAGCUAUGGUCAUUAUUCCUUGCCUUAUACACCAGAAGAAUGGGCCACGACUCACUCCAGCCUGAAAGCACCUCCAUCAAGGUCAGCCCGAGGGGGAUACAGGGAGCAUCCCUAUGGUAGAUACUGAGGGUUCUCCUCACCUGUGACCUCACCUCAAAGACAGUUCAUAGCCUGUGGUCUCCACAUAAACAACAACAUGACAAGUAAUAGUCCUUUUUUUUUGUUCCUAUUCUAGGGAUAACUGCCCAUGAUUGCACCCAUAUAUUUCUUGUAUUUCCCCUAUACAGUUGGCAUGACAAUGACACUAUUAUUAUUUUACAAGACAGACUAAAAAAGAUGUUGGCAAGCAUCGUCUAUAAACCAUCAUUCAGUAGGAUGAUACUCUCUGGGUUGUUUUCAUUGUUGUAUGUAAUCUUUCUCUCUCUCUCUCUAUCUCUCUUUUUUUUUUAAUUUAACAAAGAGCAUGAAUCUCUUAACAGACUUUGAGUCUCAAUAAGAAAAACUUUGUUUAAGUUUACUAAAAGACUGUAACACAACAUUUGAACUAGCUAUAAUAAAAGUUGUAGAUGUUUUAACCUGUCUUUUAAUAUCUGUUAGUUAGAUGAAGCUGUUUGAUAUUAAGUUUGUAAAUUUAAUUUUAAAUGCUGUUUUAAUGGGGUUGCAAACAAGAAGCUACUGUAUGUAUGUAGCUAACUGAAUUUGUUUAGUGUUUUAACCUGUAUUUGUUAAAAAAGGAAAAACACACACACACACAUAAAGUUCCAUGUGUAAGCUUCUCUAAAUAGGAAACCACAAUUUGUCAAAUAUGUUUGCCAUAAUUUGUCAAUAAAGCUGAAAGCUUUUGUAAAAACUAAAUUUGGAAUUACUUGUUUUCUAGCUUUAAAUGCCUGCUUUAUUUCUUCUUCAAGAUAUGCCUAAAAUGUUUUCUAUUUAAAAAUUACAAAAAUGAACCCAAGCCUGUUUUAAGAUAUUUGUGUAAUACUUUAAAAGUGUACUAAUAACUUACGGUUGUUAAAUAAUUUAAAAGUUAGCAAACUAAAC
Molecule: messenger RNA, 2010 nt
Organism: Bubalus bubalis (water buffalo)
Lineage: Eukaryota; Metazoa; Chordata; Mammalia; Artiodactyla; Bovidae
Gene: KHDRBS2
Product: KH RNA binding domain containing, signal transduction associated 2
Exons: 10
Coding region: 26-1096 (356 amino acids)
Biological process (GO): regulation of alternative mRNA splicing, via spliceosome
Cellular component (GO): nucleus
Molecular function (GO): poly(A) binding; mRNA binding
Source: RefSeq, a predicted model, not a curated record